AUGGCCGCCGCCGCUGCUGACGACUUCAGCUUCCCCGCCGUCGCCGACGCCUUUCCCCGCUUCGCGGAGUCGCCUCCUCUGUGGCGCCCCUCUUCCGCCGACGAAAGGGCAAAUGAGCGGAGGAGCUUCUCUUGCAUGGAGAUGAACUCGAAGCGGACUCAUACCCAAGAUCAGGGCGAGGAGGAGGAGAAGAUGGACAUGCUGUGGGAAGACUUCAACGAUGAGCUUAUGUUAAGGAGAAGCUGCGAAGCCUGCAGAGCGAGGUGUGACUCCUCCGACCGGGAUGCGGCGGAGUUGGGGUGCGUGGGGCCGUUGAAGAUGACCAAGAGGAGCGGCGCCGCCGUGCUUCCCGGCAGGAAGCCGGGCGUGGUGGUUUUCAUGAAGGCCCUGAAGAAGCUCUUUGUCCUACACCAUUUUCAUCGCCCGCUCAAGAGGCAUGCGUUCUGA
This is a messenger RNA of Malania oleifera, 447 nucleotides long. RefSeq lists its product as uncharacterized. The transcript has a single exon. The record is from RefSeq and is a predicted model, not a curated record. Bases 1 to 447 code for a protein of 148 amino acids. NCBI's taxonomy places the organism in Eukaryota, Viridiplantae, Streptophyta, Magnoliopsida, Santalales, Ximeniaceae.